AUGGAGUGCAUUUCAUUCUACUUAAAUAAACUUUUAAUAUUCGCCUGCGUAUUCUUAAUUUUUUUAUUGCCUUCAAUUUUGGCACAAAUACCAAAUUGUGAGUUCCACGAUACUGUCAACAUAACUGGAAGUUUUCGUUUCGCCAACGGUUCCUAUUUGCAUGAUGGAGUAAUUAUACCACCUGAACUCAUCGGCGAAUAUAGUAUUGAGGUGCUGUAUAAGGGUCAUGAAUUGCCUGUAGAGAAGCAUACACGUGGUUGCAUCUGUAAACUAAAAACUUGCGUUAAAUUUUGUUGUCAUCCACCACAAACAAAAAUAAAGGACCUAAGAGAAUGUGAGACCGGAAUAGAGAAUGAACUUGAACUGUCACCUUACGUGAAUAUUACUUUUAAUAAUGGUACGGAAAAGAGCAUACCCGUUUUAGAAGAAUUUUCUAUUGUAGUAGGAAUACCAUGUCAUAAUGCUUACAAGUUAAUACCAGACGAUCCCGACGAUGAAUGGAAAUUAUAUGAGAACGGCACGAUGAAGCGCUUAUAUGACAAUGCUAUUCUGUCAAGACGUGAUUACUGCUUAGCACCACAUAACAGAAGUGAUGUGUACUCAUUCACUCCAAUGAAUUGUCCAAAUGCUGUUGUAGAGCCAGAUAAUCUAUUCGUCGACAGUGUAGCAAUGCUAAUAUCCAUACCUUUUUUUGUGUUGACAAUUUUGGUGUAUGCAUGCCUACCGAAGUUAAGGAAUUUGCAUGGGAAAUGCCUAAUAUGCUACUUAAUUUCUUUAACAUCUGGAUAUAGUCACUUGGUAAUGAACAACUUUUACAGCACAUCUUAUAGUGAUUUUAAAUGUACUUUUUUGGGAUUUACGGGUUAUUUCUCCUUUAUGGCUGCAUAUUUAUGGUUAAAUGUGAUAAGUAUUGAUCUUUGGCACAAUUUUCGACUUAUCAACUGUAAUGUAAAUCGUUAUAUUAAAAACAAACGCUUUACUUUAUUUAAAGACAAACAGAAUUUGUAA
Teleopsis dalmanni is the source of this 1008-nucleotide messenger RNA. Its product is annotated as G-protein coupled receptor Mth2-like. The transcript is spliced from 5 exons. Gene Ontology annotation, molecular function: G protein-coupled receptor activity. The record is from RefSeq and is a predicted model, not a curated record. NCBI's taxonomy places the organism in Eukaryota, Metazoa, Arthropoda, Insecta, Diptera, Diopsidae. The coding region runs from base 1 to 1008 and encodes 335 amino acids.